Vigna unguiculata (cowpea) is the source of this 2186-nucleotide messenger RNA. Its product is annotated as putative 3,4-dihydroxy-2-butanone kinase. NCBI's taxonomy places the organism in Eukaryota, Viridiplantae, Streptophyta, Magnoliopsida, Fabales, Fabaceae. Gene Ontology annotation, biological process: glycerol catabolic process. The record is from RefSeq and is a predicted model, not a curated record. Gene Ontology annotation, cellular component: cytosol. Gene Ontology annotation, molecular function: glycerone kinase activity; ATP binding.
ACACCACCAUCAAACCAACAAGCCAACAACAACAACUCUUCUUCCCUCUCACUCUCUCUCUUCUCUCUACUGUUUCAUGCAAAACCAUUUCUAGGGUUUUCCGUUUCCGUCAUUCUCCUCCUCAAUUCCCCUCCUCCGGCACCGCCUAGCCAUGGCAUUUCCGACGAAGAAGCUCAUCGACGACCCUAACGAUGUUGUGACUGAGUUCAUUGAAGGUCUUGUGGAGACUUAUCCUGGACUGCAGUAUUUAGAUGGCUUUCCUCUGGUAAAGGUUGUGCUACGGGCAGAUGUUUCAGCCGCAACAUAUGAUAAGGUUGCAGUCUUAUCAGGGGGGGGAAGUGGGCAUGAGCCUGCCCAUGCUGGAUUUGUGGGAGAAGGAAUGCUUACAGCAGCAAUUUGUGGAGAUAUAUUUUCUUCUCCACCCGUUGAUUCAAUUCUAGCUGGAAUACGAGCUGUAACUGGUCCUAAGGGAUGUCUUUUGAUUGUAAAGAACUAUACUGGUGAUCGUUUGAACUUUGGUUUGGCUGCUGAGCUAGCAAAAUCUGAAGGUUAUAAAGUAGAGACUGUUAUUGUUGGGGAUGAUUGUGCGCUACCUCCACCACGAGGGAUCGCUGGAAGAAGAGGUUUGGCUGGGACUAUUCUGGUUCAUAAGGUUGCAGGAGCUGCUGCUGCUGCUGGUCUUUCUCUUAAUGAUGUUGCUGCUGAAGCUAAACAUGCAUCUGAAAUAGUGGGAACAAUGGGUGUUGCUUUGAGUGUUUGCACAAUUCCUGGUCAAGUGACAUCAGACCGUUUGGGGCCUGGAAAAAUGGAACUUGGUCUUGGAAUUCAUGGGGAACCUGGUGCAGCGGUGGUUGAUAUUCAGCCUGUAAAUGUGGUGGUUUCUCAUGUUUUGCAACAAAUAUUGUCAACGGAAACAAACUUUGUUCCAAUAACUCGAGGAGAAAGAGUGGUUCUCAUGGUCAAUGGGUUAGGUGGCACUCCUACCAUGGAACUGAUGAUUACAGCUGGAAAAACAGUUCCAAAAUUACAGCUGGAGCAUGGACUGGCUGUUGAUAGAGUUUAUACAGGGUCAUUUAUGACUUCUCUUGAUAUGGCAGGUUUCUCAAUUUCUAUCAUGAAGGCUGAUCCUGCCAUUCUUCAACGAUUAGAUGCUCCGACUAAAGCUCCUUAUUGGCCUGUUGCUGCUGAUGGUAAUCACCCACCUGCUAAGAUUCCUGUUCCAAUCUCGGGAUCUCGAUCGGCCAAGACUGAUGAGCCACCAAGUCAACCUCAACAAUUAAAUGAGCAAGGCCAAAUUCUUCAAAUAGCCAUUGAAGCUGCUGCAAAUGCAAUUUUAAAUCUUAAAGACAAUCUAAACGAAUGGGAUGGUAAAGUUGGUGAUGGUGACUGUGGAUCAACUAUGUCUAGAGGUGCAAAAGCAAUUCUUGAGGACAUCAAACAUUACCCUCUAAAUGAUGCUGCUGAAACUCUCGGUGAAAUUGGCUCAUCAAUUGGAAGAUCCAUGGGAGGAACAAGUGGGAUCAUUUAUACAAUAUUUUUUAAGGCAGCACAUUCACAUUUGAAGGCAAGUUCUCAUUCUGGUGUCACAUCAAAACAAUGGGCUGAAGCACUUAAAGCUUCCAUUGCUGCUGUAAGUAAAUAUGGGGGUGCUAGUGCUGGUUAUAGAACAUUGUUAGAUGCCCUUAUUCCAGCAUCGUUGGUUCUUGAAGAGAAAUUAAAUUCUGGUGAUGAUCCAUGCACCGCUUUUAUUCUCUCCUCUGAAGUUGCAUUAGCUGGAGCUCAGUCAACUGUAGACAUGCAAGCACAGGCUGGUCGUUCAACAUACAUUUCUGGAGAGAUUCUUUCAACAGUUCCCGAUCCUGGUGCCAUGGCUGCGGCGACAUGGUUCAGAGCUGCGGCCUUAGCUGUGAAGGCAAAACAUGAGAGCUAAGCCUCGACUCGACAUACAUAACUCUUCUUACAAUCUCCUGUUUGUGCGGAUAUAGCCAAGUUUUGUUACGAAUUUUGUACUCCUGUAACCAACCAUUUAGGCUCUCCGCUUAUGUCUAUGCCUUUUUUGCAUAAAGCUGAGAGAGCCAUUGUCAGUCACUUACCUUUAUAUACACGCCAAAUUUUAAAGUGGAUGUAAAUUUUACACUUUCUCAUUAUACAAUCAAUCGAGAAUAAUAUCCCUCUCAAUUUCAUCU